Messenger RNA from Octopus bimaculoides (California two-spot octopus), 8562 nucleotides. RefSeq names its product zinc finger protein basonuclin-2. The record is from RefSeq and is a predicted model, not a curated record. Gene Ontology annotation, cellular component: nucleus. Lineage: Eukaryota; Metazoa; Mollusca; Cephalopoda; Octopoda; Octopodidae. Gene Ontology annotation, biological process: regulation of DNA-templated transcription.
CACUCCACCCCUACCCUCCACCCCACAACACUUCCUCUUGCCUGCCUGCCUGCCGCACAGUGGGACGAUAUAUAGAUAUUACGUACAUGUUGAUGACGAAAAUGAUAACGAUGAUGCUGAUGAUGGCGGUGAUGACGACGACGUCGACGACGAUGAUGAUGAUGAUGAUGAUGAUGACGAUGACGACGACGACGAUCAUGGACAUGUAGAGGACGAGGACGGAUGAAGCUGGGGAGAAAAAAUAAAAGUCACUAGAAAGAGAAAACGAUAUAAAGUGAAAGAGAGAGAGAAAGAGGCUGACAGGCAAGAAUAUACACACACGACGACGACGAAACAGCUUACCCAUCCAUACAUACCAACUGCCCUAAAGUAUAGUAGUCGAGAAAGAGACAAGACACACACACAUUUACUAAGAAGAGACACCGAGAAUGUAAACUUUUUUUUUUUUAUACAUACGCACAUAUAUAUAUAUAUAUAGAUAUGUAUAUCAAUGUUGUACGUACCAACGUAACACAUUCAUUAUUUUUGCCUGUAAAUUAUACAUCAUCGCAAACUCGCACACGCACACAUACACACGUCUUGUAAUAUUUUGAAGAUAUGUAUAUACAUAUAUGUGUAAUGUAUAAUACAUAUAUACAUUAAAAACAAACACACAAACAAAAAGCACCUGAGACAAUUUAGAAAAACGCACAUUCACAGUUGAGGGGAACCAGCAGAAGAAGAAAGUAAAGAAAGAAAGGAAAAAAAAAACACCAACAAAUUAUAAGUAAAUUUUCGUCGUUGUCAAAUGUGGCCUUUUUUUAUCGUCGAGUACAUGACAUUAAGUGAUCAGGAAUAGGUCAGAGAUGGUACUGCAAUUACGGUUGGGAUGUUGUCUCAGUUCUCUCCACCAAAGAGUCUUUCAUGGGCUUGCCAAGGCAGUAAUGGUCCCCAGUACUCUGACUGAAAUCCUCGACAUGCCGAUAUCCAGCCAGCAAUGAAGCCACUUGAGGCUAUACGUUGCACACUGCCAAAUUGUAUGUGUGAAUGUUUUGCCCCUGGAAAGUUGCACCUUAGAUCAUGUGACACAUGUAAGCAUGGAUGGGUCGCUCAUGCACUAGACAAACUUGGAUAUCAGCAUAUUUUCCACAUGGGUAUGCAGGUAGAAAUAGUUCAGCCAAAUAUAGUGUUUGAUAUUGCCAGUUUAAUGCUCUAUGGUGCACAGGCAACACCGAUUCGCCUCAAGAUCCUGUUGGAUCGACUUUUUAGUGUCCUGCAGCAUGAGGAGGUGCUUCAGGUGCUGCAUGGAUUCGGAUGGUCCUAUGAAGAUUAUGCUCGAGGAUAUAUCCUCCAGGAUCAACUGAGUACCAUAGGCGAAAACGAUGCAUCUGGCCGAGUUUUAGAUAAAUGGACCAUUGCCACUCGGGAAGAGGAACAUAUAAUAUUACAACAGUUUCUCCGAUUUGGAGAAACAAAAUCUAUUGCUCAGGAAAUCAUUCUUCAGGAUACUAAAGAGAAACAAGAGCUUUAUGUCAAGCAAACUUCUCGGGCUGAGUCUGAAAUCAAGAAAUUCAUUGAGAGGAGUAACCUAAGUAUGCAAAGCUACAUGCGUCCCUACGAAUCACGGCAUCUGUUCUCAAAUCGCAUGCCAUUCGUAUCCCACAGUAGUAACCGCCUUGUAGCACCGACUGCAAUACAGUAUACUGCCACUACACCCCCACGGGAUUUACGCCCCACAAGUAUGCCUCCCACUCCUGUACCUACAUCGAGUCCUGUUACCUCGUCCCCAUUAGGCCGUCUGCAAACCAUGUUGCCCAUUGAUUUUCGAAGGGAACGCUUAAGUCCUGCUGUUAGCCCAGGACUAUCAGAAAAACGUGCCUCUGUGCCACAGCUAUCACAACCACCUCUGCCACCACCACCACCACCACUACCUUCCCACGGUGAUGAAAGUCCCAAAAAUCUGAGUACUACCCCAACACCAACACCAACAUCCACAAGUCCUCCCCAGUUCCAGUCAAUGAAACCGCCAGAUAUAAUUGAAAAUUCUAAACAUGCGCCAUGCAUAAAUAUGCCAAAUAUUAGCCCAGUCAUUAUCUCCCAAGAAGAUUCACCUAUGAAUGCAAUAAAUUAUUCUACCAAAGACUGUGAAGAAUCAGCACUGUCUGUGUAUGCAGAUCGCAAAGUAAAACACCUCCGAAAGUCGGCUAAUCCAAUCAAACGUCAAUGGACUCCUUCGGCAUCAUUUGGAAGUACACUGAUUGCACCCAACGGCAAAAAGCGUGUUCUUUGCACAGCUUGCAAUAAAACUUUCUGUGAUAAAGGUGCUCUUAAAAUUCAUUACAGUGCAGUACAUCUGAAAGAGAUGCACAAAUGUACAGUUGAAGGCUGCAGUAUGAUGUUCAGUUCUCGUCGCAGUCGUAAUCGCCACAGUGCCAACCCUAACCCUAAGCUCCACAUGCCUCAAAAACGCAAACUCCCAGAAGGAGCUACUUUAGUAGCUGAGUCCAAACUCCCUUCGAGGCUCAUUAAUUCUCCUCCUACCAUGGUCGUUACUUCAUCUUAUCUCUCUAGAGCAGUGAUUCCCUCACUCGAUUCAAAUGUCCUCAACAGGAGUGAUCAGUCAUGCUUUGUAGAUGUGGGAAACAGCCUUUCAUAUAUGUCUUCUGGGAAAAAAAUAAAAAUGGAAAAUAACGAUGGAAGUAAUGAAGCCAUUGAUAUGACUGAUGAUGUGAAGUCGCUGGACGAUACAUUGAAACCAGAUGUAAGCAGCACACAGCGUGGCUUCAACAGAAGGAAAAGCUUGAUUCCUACCCGUUGUGCCCAGAUGGAAGAAAAUUACAGCAUGAGUGAUGAAAAUUCAAUCUCAGAUGAGAAAGAUGCAACUAAACACAACAAGAAAUGCUUAAAUGAUGCUGAGAAUGUAAAAUCUACAUCUAAUUCAGCUGCAGAUGAUGAACUGGAUGACAAAAUUGCAAUAAAAAAGGAAAUAGCUGAUGGAUGUUCUGUUCGGGAGAUUCCUGAAAAAUCUAUGUCUGGCAAGGUUUAUGACUCAGUCAUUCUCUCCAGUCACAGCGGUGUCAUUUGUGAUACAAACUGUAAUCCAAAACAAGAACCUAGGAAAGAAGCUUGCCACUUUCCUAGAAUUGCUUCCCUCUUAGCAAAUAAUAACACCAAUAACUCUUCAGAUCCAGUUGACCUCUCUCAAGAUAACUGCGAACGUAGCCCUUCUAAUUUGUCAUCUCUAAACAUGAGUCCUGGUUCAGAUCAUGAUUCAAAUGCCUCCCAAGCUUCCACUGACAUUGAAGGCCACUUGGCCAUUAGAGCCAAUGGUAGUCAUUCUCCAGAUUCUAACUCCAACAGUACAGAUAUUCCACUAGAUAAAGAUAAUCCUCGGAAGUGUAAUUUCUGUGGGAAAAUUCUCCAAAAUCAUUUUGACCUCAAAAUUCAUUAUCAAAGUGUCCAUUAUAAACUCAUGCACAAGUGCACUAUUGAUGGUUGCAAUGCUGUAUUCCCUUCAAAACGCAGCCGAGAUCGACACAGCACCAACCUGAACCUACACCACAAACUGUUGUCCACAUCUGAUACGGACCAGUUCCCAGAUGAUGAGGAAAUUGAAGAUGUGGAUGAAUUGGAUGAAGAUGACAUUGAUGAUGUUGAUGAUGAUGAUGAGGACAACAGUGAAGGAAUGAGAGGUGGAAACAAAGAAAAUAACCAAGUGAAAGAUCAUAUCAACCAAAAAUAUGACUCCCGCAUCUACAAUGAAAACAGUAAUCAUGGUAUUGGUGAUGAGGAUAGUAACCCAAACACAGUUAUUUGUAAUAAACGUAAAACUAUUUCCUCAGUGGGAAGUCACUCUAAUGAUAGUUUCAUUGGAAAUAACAGCAGAGACAGAGCUGAGGAGAACACCUUUUCUACCCGUAAUGGGGGUGAUGAAAGUGGGGCCGAGGAAGAAGAUGACGACGAUGACGAUGGGGGCGAUCACCUGCAAGACGAGGACAUCGAUGAUGAACUGAACAGUGCAGUCAGUUGUCACGUAUGCCAACAAAAAUUCCGUGACAACCUUGCUCUCAAAGAACAUAUUGAAACCCUUCAUCCAAAAGAGAUGUACUACUGUACAGUCUCAGGAUGUGACAAGAUUUUCUCGACCCGCAAGAGCCGAAAUAGGCACACACAGAACCAUAACCUACAUCGUCAUUUGUCGUCCAUGAAAACCAAUGGCUUAUCCUGACAGUUUGCCAAAGACCUAGUCCUUGAGAAGGAACCAUGAUACCUCACAGAAGAAUGCAGUGUUUUCAGUUGUCCUAAUUAAUCAUCUUUGACUACUUUCUAUUGAUUUAUGAUGAACUUGUUUUCAUAAAUCUAAGCUAUUGAUGGUGGUCAUAACCAUAGAAUGUAGCAAUUGUUGUCUUAUUUAUUUAGCCAUGUCAACAGUAUUUUUCAGAAGUACAUGAAUUUUCAGUUUAUUAUUUUUAAUAAUUUAUUUCUCCCCACUCCCUAUCUAUAAAUUCCUUUCUUUUUUUUUUUUGUUUUCCUAUUUUCUUGAGUUGUAUUGCAAUUAUAAUUAUUUUUAUUUAUUUAUUUAUCAUUGUUUUGCUCAGGUAUCAAUUAUUAUCUUAAAUUUGCCUUGUCUGCCAAUAGAAUUUUUAUUAUAUGCAUAUCAUUAUUUACAUUAUGGUUCACUGAGGUUGGGGUGAGAUUACCAAAAUGAUGGCCAUUUAUAAAAGAUUUUAAGUUUUAAAAAUCAUCUAGAAUUCAUCAUUGUCAUUUAUAAAUUAUAAAUGAAUGAGAAACAAAUAUUUUUAAUGCUGACUGCUUAGAAAGGGUUUUCUCAGUAGUCAUAAAAAAUUAUUCCGUCCUAGCCCAGAUAAGGAGAUUACUUCAAACCAAAAGAAGUACCUCUGGUGAGGUCAGUAGUUUUUGUAUUUACAAUGCUUAUUUACAUCAACAUGCAACUGUGUUUAUGUGCGUGUGUUCGUUUGCGCAAGUGAGUGUGUUUGUUUGUGUGUUUGUGUGUGUGUAUGAGUUUGUGCACAUGCAUGUGUGUGCUCAUGAACAUACAUUGUUUUUACAAAAAUAAUGGCUUCUAGUUAAUUACAAAAGUUUACAAAAUCUUAAUUCUGUAAUGUUAUAACACCUGGGUGUCCAUUUUGUAUUCUUUCAACUGAUAACUGAGAUAAAUAUUCAUUAUUCAUUAUUUAAAUCAGAGAAAAAUAAAUAACCUGAUGAAACAGUUUCACCCUUUGGAUUUUAACAACUCACACAGCUGAAUUUUAAUAUUUAAGACUUUGUAGAAUGAAAGAAUUGAUAGUGUGUAUGUGUAGAAUGCAUGUGCAUGUGUGUGUGCAUGCAUAUUCAUAAUGAAAUUUUAAUGUAGUCUCUGGCAAUAUAUAAGGCUCUAACAUUUACUGUUUGAAAAUUAUAUAACACAUUCAUGAAUUUGAAAACUUAUUUAACAUAAUAAUGAAGAAAAGUGUUUAAAAACAUCCAUCAGAACCUUUAGAUUUCUGAUUGAAGCAGAGUAAUAUUUAAUAGGUCAUUUACAUAUUUCCUAUACAAAUCAUGUCAAAAAUACAGUUAAAAUUCUGGUAGAGCUGAAAACCCAGACUAAACACUUUCAUAUUCAAUUAAUCACUCCCAAAUUAACAUUGCUCCCAUUAUCAUUACCUUUGCACCAAUAAAAUAUGAAUGCCUAAAAGAAUGACAACAUUUGGGAUAACUCUGCUUAGGCUUCUAAUAUUCCCAGGGUUUUUUUUUUUUUUUUUUUUUACAAUUCUAAACAUAAUAUACAUUUGAGUAAAGAACAUUAAUGUUUCCUACUGAAUAUGCCAGCAACAUGAAACAUUGACUACAUUUCCAUUCUUCAUUAUUCACUUAUCCUUUAAAUUUCAUUCCAUUAACUUAUUUGCUUCAUAAUUUUAUAAGUAUUUAAAAAAAAAAUAAGAAAAAUAAUCAAAAUAAAAUAUUUAAGGAUCAAAUUUCAUUGUAUAUAUUCAUGCAACCAAUCUUCAACUGAAAAUUUUACAGUUUAGCUGGUGUUUAAACAAACAAAUCAAAUUGAAACAGGAAAAGAUAGAAAUGUCUUGUUUCCUUCUUGUUUUCUUGUUGCAUCUCUACAUCAUUUCCUUUUACAUUCUCUUUAAUAUACAUUAUCGCAUAUACACUUCUCCGGUCUCUUUUAGUUCAUGUUAGAUUUUGGAGAUUGAUUCAGUUAAUUUAUUCACUCAUUUUACCAUUAAUUUUUUCAUCCAUCUUGUGUCAUCUGAUUAUUUCUCCAAAGUCAUUAUUAAAAUUUCUUUGAAGACCCCCGCCCCCACCUCCACCAUCACCACCACAAAUUAGAAACUUGACAUCCACUUUUCUGCCUAACAUUGGCUUUUAUCGGUGCUGAAAGUUACUAAUAUCAAAUUCUAGUCAUAAUAAUCUAAACGGUAAUACUAAUGAGGAGAACAAUGAUGACAAAAAACAUUUUAAUAUUUACUUUCCUUCAUAGUGUUUAUUGAUUUAAUCCAAAUGUCUCUUGAUCAAAUGUAGUGUCGACGUACUUUCUCUUAUGCACAAGCUUUAUGUAAAUAUGUUUAUUGUUAAUGUUACCUUUCAAAAUAAGUUAAUCAAGAUAUGCAGAAUAUCAAUAAGUUGCUGCUUCUACACAGAGUUGAUGCUCUCUUAAAAGAUAAACUAUAUUUGGGCAUAGUAGAGACAAAAUUUACUUCAUAAGAUUCAAAAACAGAUCUAACUUUGUAAACUAAGUGAGAUUAGUUUUUGUUUAAUUAUCAUACUAAGUAAAAUACUUAUAUUGGCUUCUCUUUUGUUAAUUUAAAAGAAGCUUUAAAAAAAAGUUCUGAAUUUCUAACAGAUACCAUUAAUUUUUUUUAUAAUUAGCAAAAUGAUUAAUUUUACAAUCUGUAAUUGUAGAGCAUUAUGGUUAAUCUAUAUAAGUUGAAAGGAAAUAAUAAUUUUCAGUACUUUACGGAAGUCUGCUUACUUUUGUUUUAUAUGAAAUCAGUAUACGUGUUUAUUGUUAUGUAUAGGAUACUGAAUCUAAUAGUUUUGAAUAAUAAUGAUAAUAAAACUUAUCAAGCAUCAUGUAUUAAAAUUCACUUUUUCAUCUGUUAGUCUGAUAGAAUUUUGUUUCUGUGAUUAGAGUUGGACUAUAAAAAGAAAAACCGUUAAUAUAUCUUAUUUCAAUUAUUUUACUCUUUAGUCAUCAUUAGGGCCUGGUGCAAUAACCCUCUUUUAUAAGAAUUUAUAUCUAUUAUUUUAUUUUUUAUCAUCUUGUUCAGUGAAUUUCAAUUUUUUAUUGUUUUUGUUUCUUUUUUAGUGAUCUGCGUCUUAAAGAUUUUUAUAUCAAAUUCUUCACAAUUUUUUUUACGGAAACCAUAACAGCCAGAAUUCAUAAUAUACCAUCAUAAUUAGUGAUAUGUUUAAUGCACUAUUCUUACCAUUUAAUCAAACAGCCGAUUUAAUUUAGGGUUUUUAUUCAUCACCCUAAUAUUCACAAUUUUUGUUAAAAUGAGAUUUAAAGCUACAAUUGCUUAUUAACCAUACUUUGAGGCCUCACUUCCUCACUACAAAAUAAAGUCGUUGUUAUUGAAAUAAACUAUAAUUGUUCAUUUUUUAUUGUAAUUUCCUCAGUUCCCUUCUGUAGAUAUUGAGGAAAACAAACUUAGAUAUUUGUUUACUAGUUCUUUACAAUUACAUUAUGGUUGCCUUUACUUUCUUGCCAAAUUUAAUAAAAAAAAAAAUGAAAUAAAAUAAUUUAUAACCCUAAAUCAUUUACAAAGAAUUUAGUUGGUGUGAUACUCUCUACAGUUUGCUAAAAUAAAUGACAAAAAUUUUUUUUAAUUAAUAGAAACUGUGAAAUCGAGCGCUUUCUUAGCUUGUUAGAUCCAAUAGAACAUUGGUUACAUUCAAUAUAACAAGCAACUUAUAUUUAAACAAGUAUUGCAACGAAGGAAUUAUAAAAUUGAAGGGCCUUUUUUCUUUUAAAAAAAUGUUCAUUUUGUUUUUGAUUCAAAAUAAAAAUACCCAGGUCUUCCUUUUUUUUUCUUAUGAAUGGUAAAACCUAUUGUUAUAGAGGUAAUCAUCAAAUGCACACACACACACACACACAUACAUGUUCAGUUAAGCAUCCAUAUGAACAUACACAGUACUUUUUCCUUUUAUACUUUAUUUAUUUUCAAUAAUUACUGGUUACAUAUUGGAUUGAGAAAUAAAAAUAAGCUAUUGGUUUUGAUUAUGUGCAAUUUUAAAACUAAAAUUUUAAGUAUUAUCAGUACUCUUAAGACAGAGCCAAAGUUUUUUUGUUUUUUUUUGUACAAAAUAUUAGUAACUUUUCAAAUUGAUUUCCAGUAAUAAUAUUUAGUAUUUUUAUUUGGCUUUACUUCAAAGUUUUUGUGUUUUGUUGGUAGUUUUGCUAUUUCCACAUAUGUGGUAUUUAAUUUCUACAUUGACUGCUAAAUAUGUGCAACUACAUGCACACACACACACAAACAUACACACAAGCAUGUAUAUGUAUAUAUAAACGUGUGUACAUAUAUAUAUGUUUGUGCGUGUAUACACACACACAUGUAUAUAUAUAUAUAU